AUGGUUGCGCUGAACCUCACUGUGCCGUUAGCGGUGGACUUCAGUAGCGCCGCUGACUACUUCAUUUUUUUAAUCAAUCUACUAGUUUGUACGAGUUCUUUUCUAGUGGCUGGCUCGGUUGUGUUGGGUAUUCUUAAUAAAAAGUCACUACGAGCACAAAAUCGCUUUAUUUUCAUGCUGAACACCAGCAUAAGUGACACACUGACCGGGUUAGGUGGUUACUACACCGGUCUGUUUGAUGUGUACGAGAGCUAUCCGCCAAGGAACGGUACCUAUUUAAUAGUGCCUUCGCUACGGGGUGUCAAUAUUUGGACCAUCAUGUUUGCACAGCUGGACCGAUUCCUUGCUGUAGCUUAUCCUUAUACUUACAAUCGGUAUGUAACUAGGAAUGUAGUUAUAGGAAUUUGCGUUUUCUGUUGGGCUUAUACUUACUUGUUCAUAACAAUUCAAUACCACAUUACAAUUGAACAGUCUACAAGAAUGUAUGCAUAUGCAACUCUAUCUUUUCAAGUGAUAGUAACCGCAAAAGUGGCUCUUACCAUAAAACUCUAUCUCAUUGCUAAAUACCAGAUUGCUCGUGAGCCGCCGGGUCCAGAGAGAGACAGCAAGAAAGAGUCCCUGAGACUCAUUAUCGUGGUGGUAGUCUGCUUCCUGACGCUCUGGUCUCCUCAGCUGUACUAUAUUAUCGUGGUUCACGCCACCGGGUCACGAUAUAUGUUCAGGAACAACGCCAAUGAUCCGCUUGGCCUGCUGGUAAGGUUCACUGCAACCAGCACCCCCGGACUGUACAUCUGGGGGAGCCCCGCUCUCAAGGAGUCUGUGCUGAAGACGGUGUGGGGGAGAGUCUGUCCACUACUGAGGAGAAGGUAG
Messenger RNA from Lepisosteus oculatus (spotted gar), 870 nucleotides. Lineage: Eukaryota; Metazoa; Chordata; Actinopteri; Semionotiformes; Lepisosteidae. The record is from RefSeq and is a predicted model, not a curated record.